Molecule: messenger RNA, 2737 nt
Organism: Cornus florida
Lineage: Eukaryota; Viridiplantae; Streptophyta; Magnoliopsida; Cornales; Cornaceae
Product: transketolase, chloroplastic-like
Exons: 7
Coding region: 128-2377 (749 amino acids)
Biological process (GO): pentose-phosphate shunt
Cellular component (GO): cytosol
Molecular function (GO): transketolase activity
Source: RefSeq, a predicted model, not a curated record
AACAUUCUCUCUCACUAGAAAGUUAACAUCUCUCUCUCAAUAAAAUCAGUGUGAUCGAAACGGUCGAAGCACAUACAAGCCCCCCUUUUCUCUCUCUAAAACAACUCUCUCUCUCUCUCAUCGAGCCAUGGCCGCUUCUUCUCUGACUCUAUCCCAAGCCAUCCUCGCCCGCACCACACCUCACCGUGGCUCGAUCCCCAACUCCGACCGCCUCUCUCUCUCUACUCUCUCUCUCCCCACCUUCUCAGGCCUCAAAUCCUCCUCUCCCUCAUCUUCACUCUCCAUUCGCACCACCAGCACCUCUCGCCAGAAUCUGAACUCGCGCCACCACCCAGUCACCGCCUCCGCCUCCGCCUCCGCCAAAACCCUCGAAAAAACCGAGACAUCUCUCGUCGAGAAAUCCGUCAACACCAUCCGUUUCCUCGCGAUCGAUGCAGUGGAGAAGGCGAAUUCGGGUCACCCGGGUCUGCCCAUGGGCUGCGCGCCAAUGGGUCACGUACUGUACGAUGAGGUCAUGAGGUACAACCCUAAAAACCCGUAUUGGUUCAACCGUGAUCGCUUUGUCCUCUCAGCUGGACACGGUUGUAUGCUUCAGUAUGCUCUGCUUCACCUCGCUGGAUAUGAUAGUGUGAAGGAAGAAGAUUUGAAGAAUUUCCGUCAGUGGGGAAGCAAAACCCCAGGUCACCCUGAGAAUUUUGAGACCCCUGGUGUUGAAGUCACUACUGGUCCUCUUGGUCAGGGUAUUGCCAAUGCUGUUGGUCUGGCCCUCGCUGAGAAGCAUUUGGCUGCUCGUUUCAAUAAACCAGACAAUGAGAUUGUUGAUCACUACACAUAUGCGAUACUUGGGGAUGGUUGUCAAAUGGAGGGUAUUUCGAAUGAAGCUUGUUCUCUUGCUGCGCACUGGGGACUUGGAAAGCUGAUUGCUUUCUAUGAUGACAACCAUAUCUCUAUUGAUGGUGACACAGAAAUUGCAUUCACUGAGAAUGUUGAAACCCGUUUUGAGGGUCUUGGGUGGCAUGUUAUAUGGGUGAAGAAUGGUAACACAGGUUAUGAUGAUAUCCGUGCUGCAAUCAAGGAAGCAAAGUCUGUCAAAGACAAACCCACUUUGAUCAAGGUGACUACUACGAUAGGUUACGGGUCCCCCAACAAGGCAAACUCAUACAGCGUACAUGGGAGUGCACUAGGUGGCAAGGAAGUUGAUGCCACUAGGAAGAAUCUUGGAUGGCCUCAUGAGCCUUUCCAUGUGCCUGAGGAUGUGAAGAAGCAUUGGAGCCGCCAUACCCCUCAGGGCGCUGCUUUUGAAGCUGAAUGGAAUGCCAAGUUUGCUGCAUAUGAGAAGAAGUAUAAGGAGGAAGCUGCAGAGUUCAAGUCUAUCAUCAACGGCGAAUUUCCAGCUGGUUGGGAGAAGGCUCUUCCAACAUACACGCCAGAGAGCGCUGCUGAUGCCACCAGAAAUCUCUCUCAACAAUGCCUUAAUGCCCUUGUAAAGGUUCUCCCAGGCCUUCUUGGUGGCAGUGCUGAUCUUGCUUCCUCCAAUAUGACCCUGCUGAAAAUGUUUGGGGAUUUCCAAAAGAACACACCAGAAGAACGGAAUGUCAGGUUUGGUGUUCGUGAACAUAGUAUGGGAGCCAUCUGCAAUGGGAUUGCCCUGCACAAUCCUGGCCUCAUUCCUUACUGUGCAACUUUCUUUGUUUUUACUGACUACAUGAGAGCGGCUAUCAGGCUUUCUGCCUUAUGUGAAGCUGGAGUUAUAUAUGUGAUGACCCAUGAUUCAAUUGGGCUUGGAGAAGAUGGACCAACACAUCAGCCUAUUGAGCACUUGGCUAGCUUCCGAGCUAUGCCCAACAUUUUAAUGCUCCGUCCAGCUGAUGGUAAAGAGACAGCUGGUGCAUACAAGGUUGCACUCCUCAACAGGAAGAGACCAUCAAUUCUUGCCCUCUCUCGACAAAAGCUGCCCCAUCUUCCCGGAACUUCCAUUGAAGGAGUUGAAAAAGGUGGCUAUGUUAUAUCUGACAAUUCUUCGGGUAACAAGCCAGAUGUCAUCUUGAUUGGAACUGGUUCUGAAUUGGAAAUUGCUUCCAAAGCUGCUGAUGAACUAAGAAAGGAAGGGAAGGCUGUGAGAGUUGUCUCCUUCGUUUCUUGGGAGCUAUUUGAUGAGCAAUCAGAUGCUUAUAAGGAAAGUGUCCUGCCAGCAGCUGUAUCAGCCAGGGUUAGUAUUGAAGCUGGAACAACAUUUGGGUGGGAGAAGAUUGUUGGAAGCAAAGGGAAGGCGAUUGGGAUUGACCGGUUUGGAGCAAGUGCACCAGCAGGAAAAAUAUACAAGGAGUUCGGCAUCACAGCUGAGGCUGUUGUAGCGGCAGCCAAGGCAAUUUGCUAGGAUUGUUUACUCGAGGUUCUUGGUUGCAGUUGAUGGGGGACCAUGGAAACUGUUUACACUUAAGUUCUGAGUUUGCAAUUUUACAGUGAACUUGAGUGACUCAGGCAACUGCUUAAACUCUUACAUUUUAUAAUAAAAGAAGAUAAAAGUUUUUGUCACUUUCAUUUUUUUUUUUUUCCCAGUGGAGCAGCUGAGUCUGUAUACUGAAUUAAGAGAUCAAAGAGCAUAGAGGGUUUAUGGUCUUCAAGAAUUUGUACCCAAGUCGAGUUUUGUAGUGUUAUUUGAUUGAUUGUUGAGUUUUUAUAGUGUUUACAUUUUAGUUAAUUCAGAAGCAAAUGAAUGAUUUCAUUAUAAUUCCAA